AUGGAGAGCAUGAACAACUUUACUCAAAAUUAUGAGAGCUGCACUGAAGACCAAGAGGCAAUCAAUGAACUAAAAAAGCAGUGCUUGAGAUAGUAGAUCGAGAAAAACAGUCUGAGAUACAUCCUCUAAAAGAAUCUCAGAUUGGAAUUGUUUCACAUAUUCUAAAGCAAGUAUAGUGUGAUAACAUUUGAAUACAACUAGGUUAAUGAAGUAUUGUCUUUUAUCGACAUCCUCAUUGAUGACUUCAAUGUCUAGAACAUAUAUCUCAACUAUCCAAAAUAUCAAAUUGAUUACAAGAAAAUCGAAAUUUUAGUGAUCAAUGACCCAAAGAUAGUUAAUAUUUAGACGAUUUCUCUAGCAACUUUACUGCAGUAAUUAAAUCCAUAUUUCGAAGAGGAGAAGAUGUUUCUAACUUAAGUUACCUAAAUACUAAAAAAAUUUCUCAAUAAUUAGCCUUUUAAUGAUUAAGAAAAAUGUAUUGUGUCAUUAGAUAAACCCUUUGGAGGAAUAGACAUCUAUUCACAGGAUGAAUUUCAAGACAUCUUCAACGAUCAGCACAAUUAUGAUUCUAAUCAAGUUUAGCAUUCAAAUAUUACUGAAUCAGUCAAAAGUAUUAUUGCAGAUAGUGUAACUGAUUAUUCCUUGAAUGAUGACACGAUAUCACUAGGGUAAAAUCCAGCUAUGAUUGUAGAUGACAUUCAGAAGUCAAUUCUGAAAGAUCAAAAGCAAAAGAAAAAGAAAAAUAAGAAAAAAAAGAAGAAGACUGGAUUGUAAUUAGAAGUUCAAAAUCCCAAAAAGCUUAUUAACUAAAAUUAGUAUGAGGGUUAGAUAGAGGAAAUUCAGCUCAAAUCGGAUGAGGAGGAUUUUAUUCCUACAAACUCCUAAUCAGGUCAAAUCUUAUCUGAUAUAUUUAUGAAAUUGAGCAGUUAAAAUCUCAACAAUUAGGAUGAGAAUGUUUCAACUCAGCCCUUUUCGGACAAUUUAAUACAUCUAGAAUUAAAAAAAGUUCGUAACUCCCCUAUUAUAAGCUAGAUAAUCUUAGAACUCUAUCUCUAGUUAAUGGAAGCCAAAAAUGAAAAAAGUAAAGAAGCAUUAGCUAAAGAGGACAUUAUAACAGAACUAAGAUAAUAGAAACUUGAUAAUAUAUAGUAGAACUAAAGGAAUGAGGAACUGUUUGAAUAAUUGAGCUAGAAGAAAAAGGAUCUAAAAAGGAUUAAAAAAUAAGCUAAAGGGAAGAAAAAGUGUGAUUAGCUAGUAUAGACAGUAAAGCAGUAAUAAAAAAGUGAGAUUAGAAGUGUUACAAGUAAAGAUAUUUAAACAGACUUGAUGGGCUUGAGUUUGAAUGCAUAAGCAGACCAAUUCUUAGUUGGUAAUAAGUAAAGUUAGAUGAAUGAUUUGAAUUAAAUAAGCAAUAACAGUUAAGGAUAUAUAGAUGACAUUUUUCUUCUGGAUUUUAUAUAUCUAAGAUCUCUACAAGAAUAAAAUUUACACAAUAAAGCCAAUGUAACAUAUUUAUGA
Messenger RNA from Stylonychia lemnae, 1518 nucleotides. NCBI's taxonomy places the organism in Eukaryota, Ciliophora, Spirotrichea, Sporadotrichida, Oxytrichidae. The record is from the annotation of a GenBank genome assembly.